This is a messenger RNA of Mauremys reevesii (Reeves's turtle), 811 nucleotides long. RefSeq names its product maestro heat-like repeat-containing protein family member 1. NCBI's taxonomy places the organism in Eukaryota, Metazoa, Chordata, Testudines, Geoemydidae. The coding region runs from base 131 to 811 and encodes 226 amino acids. The record is from RefSeq and is a predicted model, not a curated record. The transcript is spliced from 9 exons.
AAUUCUUUGCAGUCUGCCUGGGACUUAAUGGCACCAAGCGAAAGGCCUCUGGGUCACCCAGGGACAGCGCACCUCAAUCAUCGACAAGGAAAGGCCAAGGAAGAGCAGAAGCCUUGCUUGCGUGAGGGACAUGGAUGAGGCUGCCCUGAGGACGGACAUUGGCACCCUCCCAGCACUCCACUCCAUGGUGUGUCAUCUCCCCAGAGAGCACCUGGAGGAGCGGAGAGAGGCCCUGGACUCUCUGGUCCAUCUGGCUCGCUUGUUCCUGCUGAAGCUGCUUGUGUUCCUGUUUAGGAGGCUGAACAAGGACGAGGAAGAGGAGGCCUGUGGCAGUCUCUUCAUUCUGGACCGGAUAGUCCAAUCCAACAUUUCCGAAAUGACACACCAUACAGAGAAGCUGUUCACAGCCGUAGGGCCAAUCCUGCAGAGCACAAGCAUACAGGUCAGAGAAGCCCUUGCUUCUUUUAUACGGACAAUGGGGGCACAUGGGCUCUUGGAGAAAUCUGCAUCCAGACCCUUCAUUGACUUCUUGGUGCGUCAGUGCACCCUGAUCCUCGACAGCACGAGGGUGAACCCCAGGUCCACUCUACCCCAGGAGCUGCUGGCUCGGCUGCUGCCCCCAGAGGAGCUGGCUCGUCACAUUCCUCACGUUCAUUGCACAUCGACCCAGCACCUCUCGGCAUUUCACAGAACCAGCGAGCUCUCUGAGCCAGCCACCUUCCUGGCUCCCCUGAUCCUGGGGCUGGACCAGGUCCCCCAGCACAAGUUAGUGCAGCCCUUGGAUGGCUCCAAUAUAAGCCAGCUGGAAUGA